Paramacrobiotus metropolitanus is the source of this 2380-nucleotide messenger RNA. RefSeq lists its product as uncharacterized. Gene Ontology annotation, molecular function: protein binding. Bases 401 to 2134 code for a protein of 577 amino acids. The transcript has 3 exons. NCBI's taxonomy places the organism in Eukaryota, Metazoa, Tardigrada, Eutardigrada, Parachela, Macrobiotidae. The record is from RefSeq and is a predicted model, not a curated record.
GACAUAGCAUAGGAUUUUUCAUCCACGGUUUGGUUCCAGUUUUCAAGCAGCACGUCUGCUUGAAAAAUGUAUCAAAAACGCAUUCCGGUUGUUGUGAUUAGCGUUUAUUCGCGCAACUGGUUUCAUCUCAGCUUUCAUUGCUGCUAAGUUAUAAUCGUUUUUGUUUUCACUUUCUUUUUCUCAACUUGAGAAAACACGCACAGAGUUCCACGAUUACACUGUGCAGUCUGUGCUUUUAAAAACGCCCGGGGCUGCAGAGCGUUCACCUGUAUGCCUGUAUGUAACAGUUGAAGACGUGACGAAAUAAGCCAGCUCAGAUCCCGCUGCUGUAUUCGAAGUUCCUUCUGCGCUGCCUUUAUUGAUUUGUUGAUUUGUUCUCAUUAUUCAUUAUUUAACAGCCAUGUCUAACGGAAUUCACCGAGGCAACAGUGUCGACGUCGUGGUGACAGAUGGCGUCGUUCGCUAUGGACGAGUGGUGGAUACAGCUGACAACGGGUUCUUCGUUGAUUUAUUCUGUCCUACCGGACGACGCCGUUUCUUCCCUUUCGGCAGCAGCGUCUUUCUUUCUGACUUUCGACGUGCCUUAUCCAGUGAUAUUGUGGCUGAUGCGUGGGCCGCAUCGCAGCUGCCCUGCCCCAUUGUGGAAGUGUUGAUGCGCGAGAGUCUCUCCGGUCCUUGGACAUGGUUUCCUGCCGAGAUGGUCAUGCCGCCUCGUAGUGCUGCUACUAAACGGUACACAGAGUUUCAUGUCGCCGUUGUCCGUUGGGGCAACAAUGCGACUCGUUUGGAUAUCGUUCCGGUUGAGCGCAUUCGCUUACCCAUCCCGAAGGCGCGUUGGGCAGCAACACGUUCGAACAUUAUGCCGGAAGAUCUACGUUUCGCCGCCCGGCGCGUUGGGAAGUGGACGUUUGUUAAGCGCAGCGUCAAGUUACCCGAUGAAUUUGCCUCGAUGCCUGUCGACGAGUUACGCACAGUGCUGCAUUCUAACUGCGCCGUGAAUUAUGUUACGUUUGUGGAGUUCAGAAACGAGUGUUUGUAUUUUCUGAAGCGAGUUGGGGGACCGCCCACGGAUGGAGACCAUGAUCCCGAUUUUCCGGAAGCAAAUUGGCAGUUCCGUCAACAGUUGAUGGAAUGCUUUUCUCGUCUGAUCGGCCUCUCCAAGCUGUUAUGCGGAAUUGCCGAAGAGACAGAUGCAUUCCGUGUGCUGCCGCCCGAGUUAUGGCUUGACGUGUUCUCCCAACUGGACACGAUGACGCAGACCACGCUGCGCGCUGUCUGUUCAACGUGGAAUCAGAUUCUGGGUUGUCCUCUGCUAACGACGACGAUUGUCAUCGCAGGUGUUAAAAACAUCAGAAAUGCUGCACGACGAGAAUAUCGGCUGACGGCGCCCCUCUUUAAAUAUCUGCGGUCAACAACACAGCGUCUCAUUGUGGUGGAUUGGUGGAACGAAAUUGAUUACGAAAUGCUGCACAGUAUAGUGAACAUGAUGCGCUAUGUUGCGGAGAAUAACCCAGGGAUCCGGUUAAAAGAGGUUUCGCUGGUGGGUUUCCACUGGAUUCUUCCUAUUAACAUCCUUCUUGCGCUGCAUGAAGAGGAUGACUGUGGGCUACAUCUCAGUAAUGGCUAUAUUGUGAGCAAUUCGGUAUCCUACAAUAUUUAUGAUGUUAAUAUCCGGGGUUUCGUUGCUAUCUUUCGGGGAUUGAUGUGCGAUUCCAUAAGGCUGAUCGGUGGCACAGUGAGCCCGUUCGUCGACGCACCUCCAUACAGAUUUUAUUGUGCAUUUCCUUGCCGGAUUCGAGCUGCUCGACUGAUGGUGGAUGAUGAUUUGGAGCGCUCAAUCUGGGAUGUUUUGGAACUGGCUUUACCCAUUGUUAGCGACGCGCAACGGGAAACUGUGUCUGAAGUCUUGGCGUGGGUGGCCGCUCAGAAGAAUGCAUCUCCACGAGUAGGAUGGGCCUGGAAUGAUGCAGUGUGCAAAGUAUUAUGUGCAGCGCAGGCACAGGAUCCGCGCCCGCAGUCACACUUCCGUGGGAAAAAGUGGUGUUUGGACGGAUUGCAUAAUUUGCCUUUGGACAAGUUGUCAAGGAUUACGCUGCAUUUUCUAAUGCACCUGGCAAGCUCCAUUACCGAGUAAAGACAAUGAAAUUACCCCAUGGCCAUCGCGAUUUCAGUGCACGGCUUGAGCUAUAUUUUGCAAUUUGUGAGUAGAAAUUUGAUUUGAGCUUCUGUUAUCCCUAUACCUGUAUUUACUGCAAGCUUUAAAUGCUUCGUCGCGACCAACUGAUUUUCCACUUAGUUGCUGCUCCUUCAUAUGCAGUUCUCCAGCUACGAUCACAACAUAAUGUUUCUUAACUUGAUCGGAUAACUUUGGCACAGUUUU